UGCACAAUUGUGAUGACUUCCUCAUCGUUCAUUCAUAGUUUUACAUCAUCGUUUUUUUUAUUUUUUUUCCCCACUUCUUUCUAAUUCAGGUAUUGCAAAGUAGUAUGAAACGUGUGAUGACAUGCACACUAAUUGCAUGCCAAUAGCCCGGAUUUCAUAUCUCCCUUAAUUUUGACGCUGUUUUUCGUUCUUCACUCCUUCACUGCUCUCAACACCACCCAUUGUCUUACCUCCCUCUUGAUUCACUACCGCUGUAACAAUAACAAGAAACCAUAGUAACUUUAGGCCACAAAAAAGAAAGAUAAAACAAACAGACGAAAGAAAUAUAGGCGACCAGUAAAGCUUGAUAGAUAGACUAGAAAGAGUAAAUUCAUCAUGGAUCGCCUUUCACAGGCAACAGACGCCUUCAAGAAGGGCCCAACACCCGGUGCUUCUGGCCUCACCGGGACCACCACGGGCAUUGAACUCACACUACGAAACCUUUCUCUCUCAGUCAUCCCACCUCCCUCUCUCCUCACUCGCGUCGCUCGUAAGCUCCGGAUUGUUCCUAAUCCGGACAAGACUGUGUCUGAAAUGACUGUUGCUAGUAGCGCAAAUGUUGCCGCCGAGAAGACGGGAGAUUUGAACGCAGAGAUGACCGAUCUUGAUGGACCUUCUUCACCUAGAAUAGACCGAGAUCUACGAAACGUUGGUGUAAACAUCUUUCGCAAUGUUGAUCUUACAGUAAAACCUGGGCAAGUGUGUAUUAUUCUGGGAGGUUCAGGAUCAGGCAAGACCACAUUGCUCAAUACAAUUGCUGGUCGCAUGAAUGGACCCGAGGUAGUCAUAUCUGGCAGCAUCCAAUGCAAUGGUAUUAAGGCCAAGAAAUUCUGGAACGACGGCAGUGUCGGCUAUCUCCAACAGAAUGACUUUUUGAUGCCCUUCCUCACUGUCCGUGAAACACUCAACUAUGCUGCACACCUUCGUCUCCCAAGGACUAUGUCAAGUCAAAAGAAGCAUGAGCUUGUUGAAUUAGUUUUGCUUGAGCUUGGUCUGAAGGACUGUGCUGAUACCAGAGUUGGUGAUCCCGGAGGUGGUGAGAGCGGUGGUGGCGGUAUCCGAGGUAUCAGUGGUGGUGAACGCCGCCGUGUUUCUGCUGGCGUUCAAUUACUGACCAAUCCUAAAAUGCUUCUUUGCGAUGAAGUAACGUCAGGAUUGGACGCGUUCUCGUCAUAUGAGGUCAUGAAGUCACUCACAAAACUAGCAAAGUCGACCCAAAAGACUAUAGUCAUCUCUAUCCAUCAGCCCCGCUCUGAAAUCUUCAAGUUACUAUCGGAAUCAGAUGGUCAAAUGGUCCUUCUCUCUAGAGGUGAUAUUAUCUAUAGCGGCCCUGUUCGGUCUGUUUUGCCAUGGAUCGAAUCCACUGGUAUCAGUCCCUGUCCCAGUGGUGUCAAUCCUUUUGACUACUUACUCGACCUGAGCAUGAUCGAUUUCGCUAGCGAGGCUCUUGAAAAGACCACUGCCAUUCGCCGUGACUUACUUGUCCAAGCAUGGACUAGAAGAGAGAAGAAUGCAAUCUUUGCAUUGACUGAUCCUUCUUUAUUGACCAGUAGCGGGGGUGAGUCGUCAUCCGCAGCACGGCAUCCUAAUGCAGUUUCUUCCUCAUUUGCAUCCUUGGCAGUCGAUAUUAUUCCUAAGGGCUCAGGACCUUCUCUUUGGAGUCAGAUCCGCGUCCUGACUGCACGUGGUUGGAAGAAUCAGAUUCGGGAUAGCAUUGUGAUUUGGGGUUGCAUUGGCGAGUGUAUAGUCAUUGGUCUUGCUGUGGGAGCCAUCUUUUUUGAUCUGGAUCAUUCCCUUGGCGGUAUUCGCUCCCGCACUAGUUUAGUCUACGCAGUGGGCGCCAUCCAGGCAUAUCUGAUGCUGAUGAUCUUCAUUUACCAACUAUCCCAAGGCAUCGUUGUUUAUGAUCGAGAGCGAAUGGAUCGAUGGUAUGGCCCACUACCUCAUCUGAUCAGUACGGUCGUGUAUACAGCUCCACCCAACAUCCUCUAUCCCAUUGUCUUUUCAGCUAUUGUCUAUUACAUGACAGGUCUCCGAACAGACUCUGUGGAACAUUUUGCAUGGUGGCUACUCGUCAAUGUAACCAUGCAGUUUGUCACUUUUGCAUUUGCGGUGCUUUGUUCUUCUAUUGUCCGAGGCUUUUCAUCCGCCUCAAUGCUCGCCAACGCCAUCUUUGCGUUUUUUGGGCUGUCAACCGGCUUCUUCAUUGUCACCAGCUCUAUCCCUGUUUGGUUGAGGUGGAUCAAAUACCUGGCUUAUCCCAACACAUGCUAUUUGAUAUUGGCCAGUAAUGAGUUUACAGAUAAUCGGUUUUCAUGUCCGUAUGUCGGCGCGGAUGGAGCCUGGGAUCCUGUCAGAUGUUCUCCUUGGGAUGGAAACCUGAUUUUGAAGGGUCAGUUGGAUGUGGAGCCCAAUUACUACCCAGUCCCUAUCGCACGUAUGGCCUAUUACUUCGUUGGAUUCCUCUUUGUAGCCUGGAUCGCAUUGACUUUCAUAAUUGUUAAUCCUACAAGUAUGGGUUCAGGCCCUACACUGGCCGAUAUAUUCGUCAAUCAAUUCAUGAAGUUGUUCAGGAAGAGAGAAAACAAGACUAAAUCCUCUGUGAGUGGCGAGCAAGGAAAUUCAACAGCUGUGUCCUCAGAAAUUAGUCUGGAUCUGGAGAAGGAAGCUCGGUUGGGUGAGACUCGUCUGGAUGUGUUCUCCAAGGGGUUGGAGCGCAAGGAUCCUGUGACAAUCCGUGUGGAAAACCUCAGUUUAUCUGUAUCGCUAUCGAAGUUUGAGUGGAGUUUUAAGGGCAUCAUGAGGGGUCUCCGCCGUGAGAGGACUGAGAAACAGCUGUUGAAAAAUGUAGAUGUUGUCUUCCCAGCAGGCGAAUUGACUGCGAUCCUUGGAGGCAGCGGAGCCGGAAAGACGAGUCUACUCAAUACCUUGCUGCACCGUACGUCGCCGGAACUAAAAAAGAAAGGGGCGGUUUACUAUAAUGAUACCAAGAACCCGUCCUUGCGUCUAAUCAACGGUGUCAGCUCCUAUGUCCGCCAAGACGACAACUUCUUGUUGUCUCAUUUGACUGUCCGUGAAACACUCCAGUAUGCUGCCGAACUUCGAAUGGAUAGCUCUGUUUCCAAGGCAGACAAACAUGCAAAAGUUGAGGAUAUCAUUGACCUUUUAGGACUGAGAGAAUGUGCAGAUGUCAUUAUUGGCAAUGCCGCUGUAAAGGGAUGCUCGGGAGGCCAGCGUCGCCGGGUCUCGAUCGGCAUCCAGCUUGUCACGGAGCCUGCAUGUCUGUUCCUUGAUGAACCUACUAGUGGAUUAGAUGCAUUGACAGCGAAAGCAGUCGUGCUGACGUUGAAGCAGAUUGCAGCCAGUGGAAGGACUGUUGUUUGCACAAUCCACCAACCUCGUGCAGAUAUCUGGCAUGUUUUUGACAACGUUGUUCUUUUGGUCACGGGUGGACACGCAGCUUACUCUGGACGUGCUGACAAGGUUGUUGAGUACUUUGAGGAUGCAGGACAUGUUGCCCCAAUAUUCACCAACGUUCCAGAUUUUAUCUUGGACACUGCAUCCAUCAACUUGCGUUCAGCUGAGUUGGAAGAAAAGACUCGCAAGAUUGUCAAUGCGCUUGUGGAGCGGUUCAAUGCGAACAAGUAUGACAUGCUGGCAUCUCAGCUCCCAAAGGUGCCUUGUGGAGAACUGCCCAAAAUCAACCCUCAGUUUGCAUCAUUUGGCAAAGCAUUCCCAAUUCUAGCACGUCGUUCAUUUGUGAACACUUUCCGCCAGAAAGGCUUAUACUUCAACCGAGCUUUCCAGCCAGUGAUUGUAUCCAUUAUCAUGACCAUUUUCUUUGCGCCUCUUGGUAAUGAGCCUGUGGAUGUGACCAGUCGUUUUGGACUGUUGCAGCAGACAUCACCUAUUGUAUUCUCAGGAAUGCUGAACAACGUUGCCAUUUAUCCUUUUGAGCGUGACAUAGCCUAUCGAGAAAUCUCGGAUGGCGGCUACAGUGCGACAUCAUUCUUUGCCUCUUAUUUGAUCAACGAGCUCCCGUUGGAGAUUUUCGGAUCAUUAGGAGUGACGUUGUUCAUGCUUGUGAUUACAAAUAUGAAGACUACAGUCUUGACGUUCUUUUCAUUUUGGGUCAUUAUGUUUGGAUACAUCAACACGGGCGAGAGCAUUGGUCUUGCUUUCUCUACGUUCGCUUCACAUGCUGGUUUCAACAUCACGGUUAUGAGUGCAGUGAUCAGUGUUUUCUCGUUUAUGACGGGUUUCAUGUCUCUUAAUAUUCCUAAAUGGCUGGAAUACAUUAACUACGUAUCGUUGUUCAAAUACGGAUCCUUUAUCAUGACGCGGAAUGAAUUUGAUGGUCGUGUCUUUGAUUGUUCAACUGAACAGAUCAAUUCAGGUGCAUGUCCUUACCCAACAGGUGAUGCCGUAUUGGAAUUGCUCAGGUUCAAAGACCAGGACUGGAAUCUGUACAUGGGCUUGUUUGUGGCCGUUGUAUUGAUUUAUCGUCUAUUAGCGUGGGCGGCUCUUGUGGCCAAGGUCAAGAGUAACAAGUGGUAGAAGAAUAACUCUUUUUUUCUUUUUUUUUCCCCCCUCUUCUUUUGUAUACCUGUUAAUCCUUAAAGUAUUAUAAAUGCAUACAGUCCCAUCACUAUCAUUACCAUUAUCAUUACCAUUAUCAUUAUCAUUAUCAUUAUCCAUUAUCUAUUAUCCAUUAUCCAUUAUCACUAUCAUUAUCAUUAUCAUUAUCAGUACCAGUAUCAGUACCAGUAUCAACAAGUUGUCAUAAUCAUAACAAUAAUAAAAAAGAGCUAUUUGAC
Lobosporangium transversale is the source of this 4856-nucleotide messenger RNA. Its product is annotated as P-loop containing nucleoside triphosphate hydrolase protein. Gene Ontology annotation, cellular component: membrane. The record is from RefSeq and is a predicted model, not a curated record. The transcript has 9 exons. NCBI's taxonomy places the organism in Eukaryota, Fungi, Mortierellomycota, Mortierellomycetes, Mortierellales, Mortierellaceae. The coding region runs from base 376 to 4596 and encodes 1406 amino acids. Gene Ontology annotation, molecular function: ATP hydrolysis activity; ABC-type transporter activity; ATP binding.